This is a messenger RNA of Prorocentrum cordatum, 321 nucleotides long. Lineage: Eukaryota; Dinophyceae; Prorocentrales; Prorocentraceae. The record is from the annotation of a GenBank genome assembly.
GCCCUCAAGUUGCCCGACGGUGGAGGUUGGCGCAAAUUCGAGACUCGCGAUGCCGAGCCCCAGGUGCAGGAGCUCUUCAUCAGUCUUGUCAAGAAUGGGCAGCAGAUCCGCCGCGAGGCGCCUAGUGAGCUGAAGGCUCCGCUGUCGUUUGCGACGUGGAACGCUCGAGCACUGUUGCACCACGACCUGCGCAUACGGCAGCACAAAAUGAAGUACUUGUCUCAGUUUCUUUCGAAGGGAACGAUCCUGGCGCUGCAAGAGGUCCACGCUACGGAGUUGGAGCUUCAGCAGGACUUGUUCAAGCUCCACAUCCCACACCUG